AUGGAAAAGAUUAAUGAUUUGAUUAAUCUUUCGUUAUUAGAACAAAAUGUAACACAACGGAAUGAAUUUAAAAUGGUCAGAAUGAUUAAUUUUAUAAAAGAAGUAAAACAAAACCCACCAGAUACUUAUUUAGAUUUUUUAACAUUAAAAGUUAAUCUUUAUAAUGCGGUGAUUUGUUUAUUUAUCUCAAUUAUAUUACUAAUAUUAACUCCAUUGUCAUAUAAAAGAAUAAGAAUUAUUCCAUCAAUAUUCUUAAUGUCUUUAGUUUAUCUUUCACUUGUUCCAGUAUAUGCAUUUGAAAUGCCUUCAGAAUUAGUUGAUUUGAUGUUUAAUAGGAAAUAA
This is a messenger RNA of Entamoeba histolytica HM-1:IMSS, 342 nucleotides long. RefSeq lists its product as uncharacterized. The coding region runs from base 1 to 342 and encodes 113 amino acids. NCBI's taxonomy places the organism in Eukaryota, Evosea, Mastigamoebida, Endamoebidae. The record is from RefSeq and is a predicted model, not a curated record. The transcript has 2 exons.